AUGAAGUACUCCUGUGCACUGCUCCUUUUGGCCAUCCUGGGAUGCUGCCUGGUGAGGCUGUCGAGUGCUGCCACAGGCACAACCACUACUACUACUACGGAUGCCUCCACCUCCACCACCACCACCACAGCCGCGUCCACCACUACCACUACCGACUCCUCGAACACCACAACCACCACCACAGAUGCUUCCUCCGGCAAAAAGAAGCACGUGAUCCACUAUAAGCGCAAGACCCACCUGCCCAAGAAGAUCAAGAAGAUCCACCGCAAGAGGAGGAGCAGCGAUUAA
Messenger RNA from Drosophila suzukii, 288 nucleotides. Its product is annotated as protein new-glue 1-like. Lineage: Eukaryota; Metazoa; Arthropoda; Insecta; Diptera; Drosophilidae. The record is from RefSeq and is a predicted model, not a curated record.